AUGACAAGAAAAAACAAGAUGUUCAAUAUAGAACCAACCAUCCUGGGCUUAAUUACCCAGUACCCUCGGCAACAACCUGACUUUUUCUUCCCACACCUUCUCUAUCCAAAGUUGGCUGAGUCUGUGGCAGAUGAAAUUGGCCUGAUCCCAUGUCCUGAAGCUAGGUAUAACCGGAGCCCCAUAGUCCUGGUUGAAAACAAACUUGGUGUGGAGAGCUGGUGUGUCAAGUUCCUUUUACCGUAUGUCCACAACAAGCUCAUUUUGUACAGAACAAGAAAGCAGUGGCUGAACAAAGAUGAACUGAUAGAUGUCACACGCACCCUGCUGCUUCUAAACCCAGACUUUACCACGGCAUGGAACGUGAGAAAAGAGCUGAUCCUCUCUGGCACUUUAAAUCCAAUUAAGGAUUUACAUCUGGGAAAACUGGCCUUAACUAAGUUUCCAAAGAGUCCAGAAACAUGGAUUCACAGACGAUGGGUGCUACAGCAGCUACUUCAGGAAACCUCCUUGCCUUCCUUUGUGACCAAAGGAAACUUGGGAACAAUUCCUGCAGAAAGGACACAGCGACUAAUACGAGAAGAGAUGGAAGUCUGUGGUGAAGCGGCAGGGAGAUACCCAAGCAACUAUAAUGCCUGGUCCCAUCGCAUCUGGGUUUUACAACACCUGGCCAAACUAGAUGUCAAGAUUCUUCUUGAUGAAUUAUCUUCUACUAAACACUGGGCAUCCAUGCACGUUUCAGACCACAGUGGAUUUCACUACCGCCAGUUUUUGCUGAAAUCUUUGACUAGCCAAACUGUGAAAGACAAUUCUGUGUUGGAGCAAAACCCUUUGAGAAGUGAGCCAGCCCUACUUCUUCCACAAGACGAAGCAGCAGCAGCUUCCACAGAGGAACCAAGGAUAAAUAUUCCCCAUCUUCUAGAGGAAGAAGUUGAAUUCACCACUGAUCUUAUUGAUUCCUACCCAGGACAUGAAACCCUUUGGUGUCAUAGGAGGCAUGUUUUCUACCUUCAGCAUUACUUAAGCGGUAGUUUUCCUCACAGUGUGACCCAGUUGUCAACUGCAGACAGCCCUGUAGGGACUUCAAGUGACUUGCACCACAUCCCAACAGGCCCUCGCACGGCUCAGGCAAUGGAAGUGGAUGGAUUGAGUGACUCAAGCAAGCAGGGCUAUUCCCAGGAAACAAAACGCCUGAAGCGGACCCCAGCUCCUGAUUCCGCAGGCCUGGAAAUGGAACACAGGUUCAUCGAUCAAGUAUUGUCCACUUGCCGGAAUGUAGAGCAGGCCAGGUUUGCCAAUGCAUAUAGGAAAUGGCUGGGUACGUUGAGUCAAUGAAAAAGCUGGAGUAUUCCUGCAAGGUUCCCCUUUUAGUGCAAUAUUGCUUUCCUUUCUUAUUUACAUAGCUGCAUGAACUGUCUGCUAUUAUUAGCUAACCAUAUAUUCUUCAUCUUUAGGUUAAAAGUCCAAAAAAGACCUUUCAUUUUAUUUAUUUUGUUAAGAACUGGCAUUCCUUUGGGGACAAAAUAAUUGUGUACUUCUUUCCUGCUAAACAGUGAAUCUUAAUUUUCUUCUUUGAAACUUCUCAUCCUUUCUGUUUCUGUACUUGUUUAUUUCUAAAAGAAGUCGGUUUCUAGGCUUCUCAUUUGGUCCUCCUAGCUGGUUCAACACCUCCACCCACCUCGGUGCAAUUGUGGGAUAGACUAAUUUUUUUU
Molecule: messenger RNA, 1709 nt
Organism: Myotis davidii
Lineage: Eukaryota; Metazoa; Chordata; Mammalia; Chiroptera; Vespertilionidae
Gene: PTAR1
Product: protein prenyltransferase alpha subunit repeat containing 1
Exons: 7
Coding region: 1-1332 (443 amino acids)
Biological process (GO): protein prenylation
Cellular component (GO): cytoplasm
Molecular function (GO): protein prenyltransferase activity
Source: RefSeq, a predicted model, not a curated record